Molecule: messenger RNA, 1302 nt
Organism: Fraxinus pennsylvanica
Lineage: Eukaryota; Viridiplantae; Streptophyta; Magnoliopsida; Lamiales; Oleaceae
Source: the annotation of a GenBank genome assembly
AUGUUUAUUGUAAGGCAAUGCUUAUUUUUCCACAAAUUAGUGCCUCGGGAUUCAUCUCAAUCUCCUUUCCAAUCUCUGGACCUCAACAUACUCAUGAUACUUCACCAACAAUUGAUGCACCUCAUGAGCCAAUCUCACCACAAUAUUGUUGCAUGCAAGUGGGUGUUCCGAGUAGAGAGAUUUACUAAAGCACACAAAAAUGGCAGAUUUUUCAAGAACUGCGAAAAGAGGAGUGGAAACUCAGUGAUGGCGCUUAAGUUACACCAAGAAGCUAGGAACUGGAAUGGAACGCCUAAUUCAGUUUGUUAUAACACACUUAUUCAUGGCCUUUGUAAAGAGGGGUUGGUGGACGAGGGCAAGCAAUUAUUUUUGGAGAUGAAGGGUAGUGGAAUUAUGCCAAACUUGGUUACGUAUGGUGGCUUAAUUCAUGGUUUGAAUGAGGCACUUUGUAAGAUGAGGAAGACUAAUGAAGUGAGAGGGCUGUUAAACUUGAUGAUUCAGAAGGGUGAAGAGCCCAAUUCAUUGACAUAUGGCAUACUGAUGAAUGGGUUCUGCUUGGAGAAUAGGAUUGACAAUGCAAAGGAGUUGUUUGAUUUCAGGGGAGCUAAAGGCCAUAAGAAAAAUGAUGUAUGCUACGGCGUGUUAAUUAGUGGUUUUUGUAAUGUUGAAGUCGCACGGGGACUUUUUGUAAAGAUGAAAGUUUAUGAGGUGAUUCCGGAUACUGCUACUUAUACAAAAUUAUUGGAUGGAUUUUUCAAAAACAAUUGUGUUGCAGACGCAAUGGAGUUGUUUCAUUCUUUGGAAAUAUCUAGCUUUGAUCUUCACAUUGAAGUAUAUAAUCGCGUCCUUGAUGGAUUGUGUAAAGCAGGAGAGAUUGAUAUUGCGAAACGGGAGAGCUUAAUUCUGCCAUUGAGCUAUUUGAAAGCUUGUCCCAAAAGGGCUUGGCACCAACAGUUGUUACCUCUUAACAUCAUGAUUAAUGGAUUUUGUAAAAAUGGUGAGAUGGAAAAGGCGAAUAAUUUGUUUCUGGAGAUGGAAAAGGAAAGUUGUGCACCUGUUGUGGUCACUUUUAAUACGCUUAUGCGAGGAUUUUGUAAUAAUAACGAGGCACCAAAAGUAAUUGAACUUCUUCAUGAAAUGGCAGAGAGAAAUAGCUCCCCUGAUGAGUACACAGUAGUUCUAGUUAUAAAUUUAGUGUGUAAAGAUUCAAAGUAUCUGAGUCUGAUUCCUCGUUCUCAGGGUGGGCUCCUAUUGGGUGGAGGAUCACAUUUUUCAUUAGAAAAGCAAGAAAGAAGCCAUUAA